UCAGUUUUUUUAUUUACAAAUGUAAUUUCUGAGUUCAGAUUACAAAGUGAGUGCAAAGGUUGAAGACACAGCUGUCACUGAUGAAUGUAACAAAAGUACAGAUAUACCAUGCUUGAAAGAAAGUCUCCAAUCUCCAAUUCAAGAAACCAAAUCAGGCAACAGACGCUGUGAAACACAACUGACAACCACAGUACAUAGCAAACAUAAAACAAACCCUGCUGAGACAAUUGUUCAAGCACACCCAGCUCUGUUGACAAGUCCCUUUAGGUCUGAUGAUUACGAAAACUUUGAACUAGGUCAAGAUGAGAAUACCCGUCCGAAAGUUAUUGAUGAUAAUACAGAAUUUGAAUAUACAAUGACAGACAGAGAUUCAUCAGCAUUCAUGAGUGUUGCAGGUUGCUCAGAUUCUUUUGUUUCAGUAGGACAAAGUAAACUUGAUUCAGAUUCACAUUUUAUAGGAACAUCUGAAGGCGACAAAAAGUCAGAUCAUGUUAUGAUAAAAGAGAAUACAUUCAAAUCAUUACAGGUGGACAAAGCUCCUGAAAAUGAAGGACAUAUACCAAAACAUUCAUCUUUACCUCAUAAUCAGGAAUAUUACCCUCCAGGUCCUUUAUCUGAAUAUAGCAAAGCAGAUCGAGUUCCGCCGUUUUCUGUACAAGGAAUCAAAUAUCAAGGUGCAGAUUCAUCGAAUGAUAUUUGUAACAAACACGACGAGGAAAUUUCGUCAGUGUUACCCACGGACAGUGGUGAUGUAAAUUUUCGUCAGGCGUCUACGUCUCAUUCACAACAAACAAAAUCCGAAGUUACUACGGAAACAGAAAAUACACCUCAAAGCUUAGAGCCCGGGUCAAAUAUAGAGGAUGAGAAUUAUACAUAUGAAAACAUCACGUUUUUCGAAAACAAAGAGCAAAAUAAAGUCUCUGUUAAUGAAAACGAAACAAAAAGAGGCAGUAACAGCAGUACAAAUAGUACAUCUAGUUCAGGUAGUAGUACGGAUAGUGUCACGUAUGAAAGCCCAGACGAGGGUGCACAUGAUGAAAAAAAGAUGGUCUUUCGAGAAGAAGAAUAUUAUUGCGAACGCCCGAAAGACAUUAAAAGAAAUCUUCAAAACAAUCCUCCUGGGACAUUUCUUAUUUGCAAUAUCAGAUCCGAGCAGGUGUUGUGCCUGGUCACCGAUAAAGGCAUCAAGCGUUUCAUCAUUCAUCGACAAGGGGAGAAACUAUCGCUUUUCAAAGACUUUUCCUUUCCAGAAUACACCUUUCCCGAUCUGAAUAAAUUACUCAGGUAUUACCAUAUGUACGAAUUGCCCUCUAAAAACUUUAAAGUGAGACUUGAACGAGCAUACAAAUCUGACAAAGAAGAUUAAAUGAAUAAAAAGAAACUAUAAAGUCAACUUAUCGGAUAAUAAUACCUAAUACUUGUAAAGACAAACGAUAUACGAUACACAUGUGUGCUAACUGAGUAUAUGCUCUGAAUCUGAAAACGAUACAGGUUGAGAGAUAUUUAUUUCUUUAAGUUACAGAUACUAAAUGGAAAACUUGUACAUAAUUAUGAAUUUAAAAAAAAGCUUUAUUAAGAUGUAUAAUGUGUUAAUAAAUGAAAAUUGAAGCAAAUACAGUCUAAAGCUUAAAACGGAUAACAAAUCUCGCUACAGUACUAAAUGGAUUCAUACAUUUAACUGCAGCGCUAAAUGCAUUCAUAAAUUGAUUCAACGAACAGUAUUAGAUUUAUGAAGUAUAUGGAGUUAUAAAAUAAUGACUUAUUACAAAUAAUGAUGAACGUUUUUAUUUGACAACAACAACAACAAAGACAAUAGACAAUAGAAGCUCCACGUUUCUUUAAAAGGUUGUUAUGUGUAUCAAGACCUUGACAAAAAGAUAAAACAGUUCCGGUAAGAAAAUGAUGGCAUACCAUUUGCAAAAAAAGAGAUACACUGGACUAUUCUCACCCUUUUGUCAAGCUCACGACAAUCACUUUUUUAUUAAUGUUUUCACCUUAUUUGUGAAUAAUUAUGUAACAUAUUAUAUAAAUGGUUAAAUGUGGCUCAUUAAAAUACCUGCAUUGUGAUUUAAUGAAAUAUAGCUAUUUACUUGAUUGAUGGUCUUUUUAAAUCAUUACAUCAUCAAAUUAA
Molecule: messenger RNA, 2131 nt
Organism: Ruditapes philippinarum (Manila clam)
Lineage: Eukaryota; Metazoa; Mollusca; Bivalvia; Venerida; Veneridae
Exons: 7
Coding region: 356-1366 (336 amino acids)
Source: RefSeq, a predicted model, not a curated record